Molecule: messenger RNA, 1678 nt
Organism: Arabidopsis lyrata subsp. lyrata
Lineage: Eukaryota; Viridiplantae; Streptophyta; Magnoliopsida; Brassicales; Brassicaceae
Product: F-box protein At3g57590
Exons: 1
Coding region: 98-1471 (457 amino acids)
Molecular function (GO): protein binding
Source: RefSeq, a predicted model, not a curated record
UCAUCACUCACUCUCCAAGUCUCCAGUCGCCAAAUUUCGUAGACCUAAAUUGAUUCAUCUUCAGCGGCGGCUCCGGAAAAAAGUUGUUACGAUUCCGAUGAAAAGAAGAGCAAACAUGGAACCACUCCCAACAGAUCUCAUCACCGAUAUCUUCUCCAGAUUACCGGCGAAGUCCGUCGCUAUUUUUCGUACCCUCUCAAAGUACUGGGCGUCGAAGCUUCACAGUCCAGAUUUCACCGAUUUGUUCCUAAGGAGAUCCUCAAAUCGUCCACGUCUCUUAUUCGCAGUGGAACGAAAAGGUGAGUGGCUCUUCUUCUCAUCUCCACAGCCUCAGAAUCCACCAUCGUCGUCUCCUUCAGUAGUAACCGUCGAUUAUCACACCAAGUUCUCAGGAGACGUUAGCAGAUACAUUUGUAGCUAUGCUUCAGGUUUGGUUUAUUUCCCUGAUAUGUGGACUUUAAACGUGGCAUCAUCGCCUGUGAUUUGUAACCCUAUCACUGGAAUGUAUGUGAGCUUACCUGACCUUGCGAGGUAUAGAAAGGCGCGAGGCUUUUUAGGGUUUGAUCCAAUUGAGAAGCAAUUCAAGGCAUUGUCUGAGGCUUAUGUGUUUUGUGAUCAAAGGGAUCAUCAUCAGAUUCUGACUUUAGGAACUACUGGAGAAGAACUCACUUGGAGGAGUAAUACUAUUCAAUGUCCUGCGUAUGAUCGUUCUUUGAGUGAAGGGAUAUGUAUCAAUGGGGUUUUGUAUUACUUAGCUGAUACACGUUGUGAGUCGUCUUGUAUGGUUGUUAGCUUUGAUCUUAUGUCUGAGGAAUUCAAGUUUAUUCAUGCGGAUUGCUUUUCUGAGCAACUUGAUGAAACUAAUGAGAGACCACUGGUUUUUGACACGCAGCCGACUAAUUUUAUGGAAGUGUUUUUGGCAACUGUGAGGAUGGAACACCCGACGAAUACUAUUAAACUGGUUUUGGUCAACUACAAGGGAAAAUUAGGUGCGAUUGAUUGGAAGUAUGUCGCUAACGAUGCUGAUGAACGGCGUAUCAUUGAGUUGCGCUUGUGUGUUCUAGAGGAUGUCGAGAAAAAUGAAUGGUUGAAACAUGUGUACACCUUGCCGGAGAAUGAAGUCCUUGAAUCAUGCAAUGAUUUUUCAGUUGCUGGAGUGACUAGUUCAGGUGAUAUCGUUUUGUCCAUGAAGCAUGUAUGUAAACCUUUUUAUGUGUUCUACUUCAAUCCCGAAAGGAACAGUCUACAAAGUGUUGAAAUCCAAGGUUUUGGAGCUAACCUUGAAGCGUCUGAGAAUCAUGGUACAGUGUAUGCCUUUGUCGACCAUGUAGAGGAUCUCAGUGUUUGUGAUGCAAAGCAACUCAAGUCAAGCAUCAGUAAUGUCAAGCAUCUCUGCUCCUGCUGUGCCAAAGAAACGGAAGAGGCAGCAGGGAAGCUGAAAACAGAAGAAGACAAUGAGAAGAAAGAGUGAUAAAGGGCAUUAGGAGGAGGAGGACAAGAGAGUAGAAUAAUGAGAGAAGGGAUAGUUAAUAGCAAUGGAUCAAUGUCUUUAAUGUGUUAUAUUAUGAUGUUCUUAUCUAAUCUAGAUUUGGUAAUAAUGUAACGAGUACAUUUCAGAGAAUCGUACUACCUGUGUUGACUCCUUUUGGUUAAUCAUGAUGUUUUCUUAUUUAGUUAA